This is a messenger RNA of Achroia grisella, 2655 nucleotides long. RefSeq lists its product as uncharacterized. Gene Ontology annotation, molecular function: nucleic acid binding; zinc ion binding. NCBI's taxonomy places the organism in Eukaryota, Metazoa, Arthropoda, Insecta, Lepidoptera, Pyralidae. The record is from RefSeq and is a predicted model, not a curated record. The transcript has 6 exons.
GCUUCCCAUGUACUUGAAAUAAACUCCCACUUUGAUAGUAUUCUUAAAUUCCUUCAUGAUAAGUUCAGUUAUCCUAUCAGUAUACUUUUGGUUCUCAUCAAUAUAGGCAUAAAAUUCUAAGUAUUACUGCUCCCCUUCUUUUAAUUAUUACAGAUUGUUAAUUCGAAACGAUGUCUAAAUUUAACAAAAAUGCUGUGUAUUCUGGUGUCAUAGACUAUUACUGUCUUGUCUGUGAGGAGUAUAUGAAAACCGUUGACGAUGUCGAAGUGCAUAUAAAUAUACAGGACCAUGAGAAAAAUUUGUGUAGUACAUUUUAUUUUACACCAAGUCAUCAGAUAUAUAAGACAACACUAAUCAUGUAAUGUCAAUGUUUAUUACAGGUCGAUGCUGGAUACUAUUGUGAAUUAUGUAAUCAACUGUAUACAUCGCGUACAAGAGUAAAAAUUCAUGUCGCUGACGCAGGCCACAUUUCAAACAAGAGUCUUAUAAAACGUGAUGGGAAUUUAAUUCUAAUUCGUAAUGAAAUUCCUAUCGAUGAAAAAACAUGGAAUAGCUUUACAGAUAAAACAUGUUUAAUGUGUGACGAGGACUUUGAUGAUGAAACUAAACACCAAAAUGACAAGAAACAUAUUUUGAAUUUGAUACAAAGCAAAAUUGAGUUUCGAGAUACGGCAGCGUUUAGAAAGAUUAAUGACAAUUUCUUUCAAUGUUUGACUUGUAACGACGCCGUGGAUUCUGCUCACUUUGAGUUAAAGGUGCAUACAAAGAAAUAUGAAAAUUCCCGUAUUACAAUUAUUCCCACUACUACUGAACAAAAGCGGAAUAAGAAACAAACUGACACUAUUACCGAACAAAAGGGGAAUGAGAAAAAAACUGACACUACUACCGAUGUACAGGGGAAUGAGAAAAAAACUGACUCUAUUACCGAACAAAAGGGGAAUGAGAAAAAAACUGACACUACUACCGAUGAACAGGGGAAUGAGAAAAAAACUGACACCACUACCGAUGAACAGGGGAAUGAGAAAAAAACUGACACUGCUACCGAUGAACAGGGGAAUGAGAAAAAAACUGACACUAUUACCGAUCAAAAGAGGAAUGAGAAACAAACUAACGAACAUAAAAAUGGAACAAAAACAAAAGAGAUUGUAAACAAAAAAAAAAUCAAUGAGCAUGUAGAGAAAAUGUAUGCCGACAUUGAUCAGGACAUAUGCAAUAAAUUAGGCGCUAAAAAUUAUAUCUUGUGUUCAGACAAUAAGAAUUGGUGCUUGAUUUGUGACUGGAUUUUGGAAGCCAAUGUAGUUGCUUCACACUUAAAGUCGUAUCACCAUACUACGCUGUUAAAAUUGCACAAAGAACGUAUGGAGAAAGAAACUCAUACUCAGGCGGAAUUAGACAUUAAGAACACGAACAAUAAAGAUUCUACAGUUGAUCCCACAAAACAGAGCAUUGAUCCUGUAUCUGACGAUUUGAUGGAUUCUAUAAUGUACUUUGAACAAAGUGGUGUAAAAAUAAAUUUGGAAAUGCGCACAGCUUACUGCUCACGGUGUUCCGACAAUUUAGAUUUUCAAUACAAAAUUAUCAAAAGUCAUCUUGAAGGUCAUAAGACUAAUAAGAGUCUAAACACCGAACAUAAAGACAGCAACAGUGACAAUCAACAUAAAGUCACAAAGACAAAGAAAAGCAAAGGUAAAGAAAAUAAGGACGAUAAACUUGAAGAUGUCCAGAGAUUUGCUAAAAACAAUGCUUUAAUUUUGAAAAAUAACAAGUAUUAUUGUAGUAUAUGCAGUGAAUCUCUAAAUAUCUCCUUGAAAGUUUUACAAGAUCAUAUUACAGGAGAUGCACAUUCGAAAAGCAUUCAGAGACAGACUAAGCUAAACACAUCUGCAAAAUCAUCGCUGCAGGAUUUUAUUAACAUUGUCGAUGUUUUCGAGAAUUUAUUUACCAAAGAUAUUGUUAUCAAUGAGAAGUAUUGCAUCAAUACUUUUAGUUUUUUACUUUACACAAAAUGUGGCAAUAAUUUGAAGUGUGUGCUUUGUGAUGAACAGUUUAGUGUGGAUAAAAGCAAAUUCCAUCGGUUGACGCAUCUAAGUAAAUUUCAGAGUCUUUGUGUUUUGACGUCUUUAGAUGACGAAUUCGUGAUAGAGAUACGCCCCAAUGUACUUCAUUGCGGUUAUUGCAAUUUGGUUAUCGGGGAGGAAACUCUGUCCAAUCAUCUGAACAGUACUUUACACGAAGAGAGCAAACGAUCAGCAAAUAAUCGCUUGGAGAUGUACCUACCCGAAAUAAUGCAGAUACACAAUGAGCAUGCACCAAGAAUGACGCUUAUGGAUCUGUUCAAAAAUAAUAUUCCGCUUUGAGUAGUUGACACCUGAAUAAACGACAUCUUUUUAUUAAUAUACCUAUUCUUAUUAAUAUAUACUCGUACGUAUUAAGAAUAAUUGAGAUUUUUAAUUAAAUUAAAUGAGAGAAGUAAUUAGAUAUAUAAUUAAAUUAUGAUUCGGAGAAAUCGAAUUCAAUGGUAAAUAUUUUGGAAUAGUUUAUAAAGAUUUGGUUUAUACUUUUCUUUUCGUAUGUUUUUUUAUCUAUUUCAUCUAUAGUUAUAUAGGUUCAUGCUAACUAUUAAAAUAGUUGGCAUGUAAAUACAUGCCAACUGUU